Trichosurus vulpecula (common brushtail) is the source of this 1718-nucleotide messenger RNA. RefSeq names its product arrestin beta 2 (gene ARRB2). Gene Ontology annotation, biological process: signal transduction; positive regulation of ERK1 and ERK2 cascade; G protein-coupled receptor internalization. The record is from RefSeq and is a predicted model, not a curated record. Gene Ontology annotation, molecular function: angiotensin receptor binding. Lineage: Eukaryota; Metazoa; Chordata; Mammalia; Diprotodontia; Phalangeridae. Bases 89 to 1300 code for a protein of 403 amino acids. The transcript has 15 exons. Gene Ontology annotation, cellular component: cytoplasm.
CUUGCGCAGUGCUGGCGGGGAGGAGCUGGGCCAAGCAGCGGGCGAGGAAAGCUGUGAGCUACUAGCCGGGAGGACUGCUGUGCGCACCAUGGGGGAGAAAGCAGGGACCAGGGUCUUCAAGAAGUCAAGUCCUAACUGCAAGCUGACAGUGUACCUGGGCAAGAGGGACUUUGUGGAUCACCUGGAUCGAGUAGAUCCUGUGGAUGGAGUGGUGCUAGUGGACCCAGAGUACCUGAAGGACCGAAAAGUAUAUGUGACAUUGACUUGUGCCUUCCGAUAUGGUCGUGAGGAUCUGGACGUUUUGGGCCUGUCAUUCCGAAAGGACCUGUUUGCCGCCACAUACCAAGCUUUUCCCCCUGUCCCUGACCCACCCCAACCCACCACUCGCCUUCAGGAACGACUGCUGAGGAAGCUGGGCCAGCAUGCUCACCCCUUCUCCUUCACAAUUCCACAGAACCUGCCCUGUUCUGUCACACUGCAACCUGGACCUGAGGACACAGGGAAGGCCUGCGGUGUAGACUUUGAGAUUCGAGCCUUCUGUGCCAAAACACUGGAAGAGAAAAUCCACAAGAGGAAUUCUGUGCGGCUGGUGAUCAGGAAGGUACAGUUUGCCCCAGAGACACCAGGACCCCAGCCCACUGCUGAAACUGCUCGAAACUUCCUCAUGUCUGACCGAUCCCUGCACCUUGAGGCCUCACUGGACAAAGAGCUGUAUUACCAUGGGGAACCACUUAGUGUUAACGUCCACGUCACCAACAACUCCACUAAGACCGUGAAGAAGAUCAAAGUUUCUGUGAGACAAUAUGCUGAUAUCUGCCUCUUCAGCACUGCUCAAUAUAAAUGUCCAGUGGCUCUGAUAGAACAAGAUGACCAGGUGGCUCCCAGUUCCACAUUCUGUAAGGUGUAUAAUAUAACCCCACUGCUCAGUGAAAAUAGGGAGAAACGAGGACUUGCCUUGGAUGGGAAGCUCAAACAUGAAGAUACCAAUCUGGCCUCCAGUACUAUAGUGAAGGAAGGCGCGAACAAGGAGGUGCUGGGCAUCCUGGUGUCCUAUAGGGUCAAAGUGAAGCUGGUUGUGUCUCGGGGAGGGGAUGUUUCAGUGGAGCUCCCCUUUGUCCUAAUGCACCCCAAGCCUCAUGACCAUCCCACCCACUCCAAACCUCAAUCAGCUGCCCCUGAGAUAAAUGACCCAGUGGACACCAAUCUCAUCGAAUUUGAGACCAACUAUGGCACAGAUGAUGACAUUGUGUUUGAGGACUUCGCCAGGCUUCGGCUCAAAGGGAUGAAGGAUGAAGAUUAAGAUAACCAAUUCUGCUAGGGAGGGAGAGUGGAAGAGGAGAAAUGAGAUGCUGGGGGGAAUAAGAGCAAGACCAUGCUUCCUAUUCUAAUUAGGGUUCCAUAUGUCCCCCCAGCAUAAAAGCACUGUACACAAUUUUUGGUUGAGGCUGGGCAUUAAUUUUAAGCUGCAGUGGCCCCCUAUAGCAGCAGGCUGUGUUUGUAUCUCUAUUUGGGGUGGUUUUUUUGGGGGGGGGAGUGAGGAAUAAUUGAGAAGAGAGAGAACCCUCACCUUCCACACGUAUACCUGUCACUGCCUCUAUUGAACCCCUUCUGGAUUGUAGGACCCCUUUAUUGGUAGGGGGAGGAAAAUGGUCCCCUUGGGAGGCAGGGGAAUUGCUAUGGAUCUAAGCAUAAAGGAGAAUAAUUUUUUAAACCUGAAA